Thelazia callipaeda (thelaziosis nematode) is the source of this 1770-nucleotide messenger RNA. The record is from the annotation of a GenBank genome assembly. Lineage: Eukaryota; Metazoa; Nematoda; Chromadorea; Rhabditida; Thelaziidae.
AUGGGCAGCAGAGCAGAUCUAUUAUUCGAAGAUGACGAAGGUGAACUUAUCAAUUGGAAAAUCACAGAUGGUGCUUUCGUAACUGUUGAUUCCGUACUUUUCGUAUACUCAGUCAAAAGUGGUGAAAAGAAACCGCUGAAAACUUCUUUAUCUGGUGUUGUUACUAUUGAUACUACUAUUACUGAAGGGAAGAUUUUGAAAAAAGGUAUGGUUGUUGCUAGUAUCCGACCUUGUAAACAUGCUAUUGUUAUCAAAGAUAUGUGUGCAUCUUGUGGCAAGGAUUUAAGAGGAAGACCUGGAUUUUCUGGAGAUGUGUCGGAAGUCAGUACCGCAAAUGUAUCGAUGAUACAUCAUGUUCCUGAGCUUAUAGUUUCCGACGAACUGGCUUGGAAAAUUGGGAGUCGUGACCGUGAGUUGCUUCUAAAAGCACGCAAAUUAGUUCUGUUGGUUGACUUGGAUCAGACGUUGAUACAUACUACUAAUCACGCUUGUAAGCCAAAAAAUGAAAUGGAUAUCUUGCAUUACAAAUUGAAAGGAAUUGAUUUCUAUACCAAAGUGCGUCCAUAUACUCGUGAUUUUCUGGAGAAUAUGGCAGAAUUAUAUGAAAUGCAUAUAAUCAGUUAUGGUGAAAGACAAUAUGCACAUCGUAUUGCUGAAAUUUUAGAUCCUGAUAAAAAGUAUUUUGGUCAUAGAAUAUUGUCACGCGAUGAAUUAUUUUGUGCAAUGUACAAAACGAAGAAUAUGCAAGCAUUGUUUCCGUGUGGUGAUCACAUGAUUGUUAUGAUCGAUGACAGGCCUGAUGUGUGGCAGUAUUCUGAUGCUCUAGUUCAGGUGAAACCAUAUCGGUUUUUCAAAGAAGUUGGUGAUAUCAAUAAUUCGCGAUAUCCGGAAAAUGAAGUAUCUGCUCCAACUAUUCAUGCAGAACAAGAUUCGGAUUCGGAAGUUGAUGAAACUUUGGAGUACGUUGCAGCUGUUUUGACUAAAUUACACAGUGCUUUUUAUGAACUGUUUGAUGAUGCAAAAAUAGACCGAUUUCCGGUAUGUUUAUUGAGCAUAGCUCUAUUUUAUUGCCAUUUCAAAGAUUUGAAAGGAAUAAUAUCAUAUCUUCGGAAGCAAGUACUGAAAAACUGUUCAAUAGUAAUUAGUGGUAUCGUACCUGUUGGCGUUGAUGUGAAAAAGACAGAAGUCUAUCGAUUAUGUGUACAGUUUGGUGCUUCAGUUACGAAUAACUUGUGUGAAUCCACUACUCAUUUGAUUGCAGCACGAUUAGGCACAGCAAAAGUGUAUGAGGCUCAGAAGCGAAAGAAUAUUUUCAUAGUGAAUAUCAAGUGGUUGUUUACUUGUGUUGAAAGAUGGGAGAAGGUAGAUGAAAAAGAUUUUGAACUCUUAAGUUUUGAAACGCCAAGCGCAGAGAAAUUACAGCGUAAUGUAAUUAUCACCAAUGAAUUAUCAAGAUUGCCAACAUUUGGAAAGAAAACUUUGUCACAAAUGACUGGUGAAGUUGAUGAGGCUCUUUCAGAAGAAGAGUUAGAUAAUAAUAAAGAAGGUACUGAAAUAAAAUCAUCCGACAUCUUGUUCUCUAUAGAAGGUAAGAAGCGAAGGUCCGAAAAUACGGAAACGGAAAAUAGUGCCUCGUCAUCAAAAAAAUUGGCUGUAGAAGAUUUAGGAGAUAAUGGAUCUGAGACAUCUUCAUUGUCUGUGAAAUCAGAGACAGAUGAUGAUGUAGAUGAUAUGGCUGCUGCUGUUGAGGAACAAUUUUUCGCCAUGUAG